Morone saxatilis (striped sea-bass) is the source of this 892-nucleotide messenger RNA. It is a transcript of the gene ndufb9, whose product is annotated as NADH:ubiquinone oxidoreductase subunit B9. The record is from RefSeq and is a predicted model, not a curated record. The transcript is spliced from 4 exons. Lineage: Eukaryota; Metazoa; Chordata; Actinopteri; Moronidae. Gene Ontology annotation, biological process: mitochondrial electron transport, NADH to ubiquinone. Bases 71 to 595 code for a protein of 174 amino acids.
UUUACGGUCCUCACGUCCACACGCCACACACUCCCAGCAUCCUCCGCGCCGCUCGGUCGAGAAGGUGAAAAUGGCCUCCGCCUAUCUGAGCCACCAGCAGAAAGUGCUGCGGCUCUACAAGAAGUCCCUGAGACACCUGGAGUCCUGGUGCGUGUUCAGAGACAAAUUCCGCUUCCACGCCUGCGUUCUGCGGGCUCGCUUCGAUGAGAACAAGACUGAGAAGGACAUGGUGAAGGCCACCAUGAUGCUGAAGGCGGGAGAGGAGGAGUUCUGGGAGUUCCAACACUCUGAGCCCAUCGUCUUCCCCGACUCUCCUGGAGGGACCUCCUACGAGAGAUACGAGUGCUACAAGGCCCCAGAGUGGCUGCUGGACCACUGGCACCCCUCAGAGAAGGCCAUGUAUCCCGACUACUUCUCCAAGAGGGAACAGUGGAAGAAACUGAGAGCGCUCAGCUGGGACAAAGAGGUCGCCCAGCUGCAGGCUGAGACUAAAGAAGGCGGCCCAAAGACCGAAACCCUCCCUCCUGCUCGCCAAGAGGGCGAACUCCCCCCUCUGUGGUGGCAUUACGUCACCCGCCCCAGGGAGCGCCCGUAAACACCCUCCGCCUCCUGGCGUCGGUCAGCCCCGCAGUCUGAGGGCAAACUAUCCCCACCACCCAACAGCAGCACGAAGACUGGCCGACCUCUUAUUGAACCAUCGUGUCUGUAAAGAAUGUUUUAUUGGUCAUUUCUGAGGAGGUUCACCUAUGAAUGACUGAGAAAACAACCUGCCUGAAUUCACACCUUCACAACUACAGAUUUUGAGUUUAAGGAGGUCGGUGACGUGGGGACGUCCUGUAGAUGUAAAACUUAAUACCUGUAACUGUUCCAAUAAAUAAAUGUGUAAUGAAAA